AUGGUUUGGUUAAAGUUAAGUAGGUCAGCAGUUGUCGAAUCUCUUGGACGAAGUGGUGCCCAAUCGACAUGUCAUAAGCGAUGGAUCCGGUGGCAUGAGGUUAGUCGAAAUUGGGCGAAGAAUGUCGAUAUACCAGGAAUAACAAUGAAUAUUCGGCUGGCAGGGGAAUUCGACCAAUGGGAGGAUGAAACGUUUGAAGUGGAGAUGGACGUUGCAUUCUGUAAAGAAGAAAUCGAUUGUGAUGAUGAUGAGAUUGGAGUCGAUGUUUUAUGCGUAGAGCGCAUACCAGAAAGGUAA
Messenger RNA from Acaulospora morrowiae, 297 nucleotides. The record is from the annotation of a GenBank genome assembly. NCBI's taxonomy places the organism in Eukaryota, Fungi, Glomeromycota, Glomeromycetes, Diversisporales, Acaulosporaceae.